Labeo rohita (rohu) is the source of this 724-nucleotide messenger RNA. RefSeq names its product splicing factor 3b, subunit 6 (gene sf3b6). The record is from RefSeq and is a predicted model, not a curated record. Gene Ontology annotation, molecular function: mRNA binding. Lineage: Eukaryota; Metazoa; Chordata; Actinopteri; Cypriniformes; Cyprinidae. Bases 141 to 518 code for a protein of 125 amino acids. Gene Ontology annotation, cellular component: nucleus; cytoplasm; ribonucleoprotein complex. The transcript has 4 exons.
CCGGAAAGACGUCAUCGCACUGCGCCAUCGAACAUUGUAAAGUGCGCAGCUGCUUCGCUUGUGCUAGCUGCUACGGAUUACAACUAAUAGAGUGUUUUUUUGUUGUAAAGUUUGAGUUUUUUCCUUUAAAAGACCCAGCCAUGGCGAUGCAAGCAGCUAAACGCGCGAAUAUUCGUUUACCUCCAGAGGUGAACAGGAUAUUGUAUAUUCGUAACCUUCCUUACAAGAUCACCGCAGAGGAGAUGUAUGACAUCUUUGGAAAGUAUGGGCCAAUUCGUCAAAUCAGAGUUGGGAACACACCAGAGACGAGAGGAACAGCCUAUGUCGUAUAUGAAGACAUCUUCGAUGCCAAAAAUGCCUGUGAUCACCUUUCUGGAUUCAACGUCUGCAACAGAUACUUAGUUGUAUUGUACUACAAUGCAAACAGGGCUUUCCAAAAAAUGGACACAAAGAAAAAGGAGGAGCAGCUGAAACUUCUCAAAGAGAAGUACGGGAUAAACACAGACCCCCCGAAAUAGUCUUUUUUUUUUUUUUUUCCCCCGUUGUUCUAUUAUUUUGUUUUGCACCCAUGUCCUUCUCACUUUACUUUAAGUAGUGAUUGUUUUACAAAAAAACCCUGUUGAACAGUGUUCAUUACUUGGCCUGAAGUCUUGUUAUAUAUUGAGCUAAUGUCUUUUCCAAUGAGUUUUCUGUUAAUAUUGAAUAAAAUGGCAUUUGUUCAUCA